Molecule: messenger RNA, 3483 nt
Organism: Aphidius gifuensis
Lineage: Eukaryota; Metazoa; Arthropoda; Insecta; Hymenoptera; Braconidae
Gene: Cht7
Product: probable chitinase 10
Exons: 16
Coding region: 524-3460 (978 amino acids)
Biological process (GO): chitin catabolic process; carbohydrate metabolic process
Cellular component (GO): extracellular region
Molecular function (GO): hydrolase activity, hydrolyzing O-glycosyl compounds; chitin binding
Source: RefSeq, a predicted model, not a curated record
GUCACUAUAGUUAAAAUGAAAGGUGCUUUAAUUGUUGUCUAUAAUAUUUAUUUUUUUAUUUUUUCUUUUCCCCCGGUAUGUAUACUAAAUUUAAGAAUGAUAGUUUCAGUAUUUCCUGAACUUUUGUCAGUGCUAGACAACGUGCCAAACACACCUGACACAUAACAUUAAUAUUGUUUUUUUUUUUUUGGAAAAUUAUUUUUUCUUUUUCAUUAAUAAUUAAAAGAAAAAAAAAAAAAUAUAUUGGUUUUUUUUUUUCAAUCAAAAAGUGACUAAAAAUGAAUUUACAAAACAUGCGGUGAUUCAUUAGAUAGUUUUUAUUUUUUUUUUUAGUUUUAGUUUUUAAUUACUUUUUUUUUUUUUAUUUUUUUUUUUGGAUAUUUAUUUUUUAUAUUAAAAGGAAUUACUGUCGAGUGGUGAAGCUUGAAAAAACAAUUUUAUAUUACAAUUUUUUUUUUUUUUAUUUCUCGUGAAGAUAAAAAUAAAAAAGUUUAAAAUAUAUAUAUAACAACACUGAUAUAAAAUGGUUACAAGUUGUGGAUUACUUGCUGUUGCAAGGCCCAUCGUCAUAAUAUGCAUGACUUUUAUUAUUCUUGCUGUUGUAAAUGAUGCAGAAGGUGCAAGAAAACGUUUUCGACGUCCAACAACAUCAGCACCAGGUUUGUCAAACAAUGAUCAAGAGGUUUCAGCAAGUGUUAAUAGAUUCAAAGUGACGAGAAAUCGACUUGGUUCAAAGCUGACAAACAAUGAACUACAAACUGGUCUUGGCACCAAGACAAGUGAUUACAAGAUCGUUUGUUACUAUACAAAUUGGUCUCAGUAUCGUACGAAAAUUGGUAAAUUCAUGCCUGAGGAUAUUCAACCUCAUUUAUGUACUCAUAUUAUAUUUGCAUUUGGAUGGUUAAAAAAAAAUAAACUAACUAGUUUUGAAUCAAAUGACGAGACUAAAGAUGGAAAAAUUGGUCUUUAUGAAAGAAUUGCAAGUCUUAAAAAAGCAAAUCCUUCACUUAAAAUUCUUCUUGCAAUUGGUGGUUGGUCAUUUGGAACUCAAAAAUUCAAAGACAUGACAUCAACAAGAUAUGCAAGACAAACAUUUAUUUACAGCUCAAUACCAUAUCUUCGUGAUCGAGAUUUUGAUGGUCUUGAUAUUGAUUGGGAAUAUCCAAAAGGUGGUGAUGAUAAAAAAAAUUAUGUUCUACUUUUAAAAGAACUUCGAGAGGCAUUUGAAGCUGAAGCUCAAGAACGAAAAAAACCACGUUUAUUGCUGACUGCAGCAGUACCAAUUGGUCCAGACAAUGUUAAGAGUGGAUACGAUGUACCGGCAGUUGCAAGUUACUUGGAUUUUAUUAACUUGAUGGCAUAUGAUGCUCAUGGUAAAUGGGAACGUGAAACUGGACACAAUGCUCUAUUGUAUUCUUCAUCACUUGAUUCUGAAUGGCAAAAACAACUUAGUGUUGAUAAUGCUGCAGCAAUGUGGGUUAGACUUGGUGCACCUAAAGAAAAAAUGAUUAUUGGAAUGCCAACUUAUGGAAGAUCAUUUACUUUAUCAAAUCCAGAUAAUUUUCGUGUUCAUGCACCAGCAAGUGGUGGUGGUAAAGCUGGUGAAUACACAAAAGAAUCUGGUUUUUUAGCUUAUUAUGAGAUUUGUGAAAUGUUACAAAAUGGAGCAGCUUAUGUAUGGGAUGAUGAGAUGAAAGUACCAUAUUUAGUUCAAGGUGAUCAGUGGGUUGGUUUUGAUGAUGAACGAGCAGUAAGAAAUAAAAUGAUUUGGCUUAAAGACAGAGGUUACGGUGGUGCAAUGGUAUGGACUGUUGAUAUGGAUGAUUUUAAUGGUACAUCAUGUCCUGGUAAUAUUAAGUAUCCACUUAUAACUGCAAUGAGAGAAGAACUUAGAGGUAUACCACGUACAAGUGGUGAAAAAGAUGUUGACUGGAGUAAAAUUGCUGCAACAGUCAGUGAAAUUGUUAUUGAAAAACCACAACCUGAAAAAAUAUCACCAAGUGAAAUACUUAAUAAAGUUAAAAAAGCAUUUAAACCAACAUCAACACAAUUGGUUAUUAAUACACCAUCACGAGAAAGGGGACCCUUGACGAUUUGUUACUUGACAAACUGGUCGCACAAACGUCCUGGUGCUGGUAAAUUUAUGCCCGAGGACAUUGAUCCAAGUCUCUGCAGUCACGUUGUAUACGCGUUUGCAACGUUGAAGGAUCACUUGCUGACUGAAAGCAACGAAAAAGAUGCUGAGAUGUAUGAGCGUUUGAUUACUUUGAGAGAAAAAAAUCCAGAUAUUAAGAUUCUUUUGGCGAUUGGUGGAUGGGCAUUCGGUUCAACGCCAUUUAAAGAACUUACGAGUAAUACUUUCCGCAUGAAUCAAUUUAUUUACGAAGCAAUUGAAUUUCUCAGAGAGUAUAAAUUCAAUGGUCUAGAUGUUGACUGGGAAUAUCCACGUGGAGCUGAUGAUAGAGCUGCUUAUGUGAAUCUUUUGAAAGAAUUGAGAUUGGCUGUUGAAGGAGAAGCAAAAGAUUCAGGACAACCAAAGUUAAUACUUUCAGCUGCUGUACCAGCUAGUUUUGAAGCUAUUGCUGCAGGCUAUGAUGUACCUGAAAUAUCAAAAUACUUGGACUUUAUUAGUAUUAAAACUUAUGAUGUUCAUGGACAAUGGGAAAGACAAGUUGGCCACAAUAGUCCACUUUAUCCUUUAGAAAGUGCCACAAGUUACCAGAAAAAACUCACUGUCGAUUACAGUGCAAGAGAAUGGGUUAAACAAGGUGCACCAAAAGAAAAACUUAUGAUAGGAAUGCCAACAUACGGUAGGUCAUUCACACUAGUUGACAAAGACAAAUUUGACAUUGGCGCACCAGCAUCCGGAGGUGGUACACCCGGCAACUUCACCAAUGAAUCCGGUUUUCUCUCAUACUACGAGGUUUGCAGUUUUCUCAAUGAAGAUAAUACGACUCUUGUUUGGGACAGUGAACAGCAGGUUCCAUUUGCAUAUAGAGAUGAUCAAUGGGUUGGUUUUGACGAUGAAAGAAGUCUCAUUAAUAAGAUGAAUUGGUUGAAAGAGGAAGGUUUUGGAGGUGUUAUGAUCUGGUCUGUUGACAUGGAUGAUUUCAAGGGUUCUUGUGGUGCAGGAAAGUAUCCUCUCAUCAAGGCCAUUAAAAAUGAAUUACUUGAUUACUCAGUUAAACUUGAGUACGAUGGCCCGUAUGAAACAAAUACACGAAGUGGAAAAUACACAACAAAAGAUCCAAAUGAAGUUACUUGUGAUGAGGAUGACAAUCAAAUAUCUUAUCAUCCAGAUAAAAAUGACUGUACAAUGUAUUACAUGUGUGAGGGUGAACGUAAACAUCAUAUGCCCUGCCCAGUUAAUCUCGUUUUCAAUCCAAAUCAAAAUGUCUGCGAUUGGCCAGAAAAUGUUGAGGGCUGUCUUCAACAUACUCAGGCACCCCCAGUUAAAUAAAUAGAAAAUAGUAAAAAAAAAAA